This is a messenger RNA of Antechinus flavipes (yellow-footed antechinus), 1793 nucleotides long. RefSeq names its product SEBOX homeobox (gene SEBOX). Gene Ontology annotation, molecular function: DNA binding. The transcript is spliced from 3 exons. Lineage: Eukaryota; Metazoa; Chordata; Mammalia; Dasyuromorphia; Dasyuridae. Bases 142 to 756 code for a protein of 204 amino acids. The record is from RefSeq and is a predicted model, not a curated record.
AGCAGCAUAAAAGCCAAGGUGGGGGGGAGGAUGUAGCUCAGUUGUCCGGGGCUAAGAGACAGUGGAGGAGGAACCUCUGGGAUCUCUGCUAGGUCAGGGGAAGAUAAGACUUUCCCAAAAGCUCAGGGCAGACCCUCGGUCAUGGCCAGACUCCUCCACUCAAUGCUCGACUCCUCAGCAGGAGAAACAAUCUCUCGUCCUCCAAUGGAUACCUCAGAGGCAGGGCGGGCUCCGGUGCCGGGCACCCGACGUCGGAAACGCACUACAUUCAGCAGGGGGCAGCUGCUAGAGCUGGAGAGGGUGUUUGCUGCCCGGCCCUACCCAGACAUCGGCACCCGAGAGCGGCUGGCCCGGCUCACGCGGCUUCCUGAGGCCAAAAUCCAGGUUUGGUUUCAGAACCGCCGGGCUCGAAGGAUCAAGAGUAGGAAGCCUGAAGGACUGAGCGCCUGGACCAAGGAGCCCCGGGGAGCUCUGCCUCCGGCCCAUAAUCCUCUGCGCCCCCAGGACCCUGAGAGCUGGGGACCCGCGUCUCCGUGUGACAGGGAGCCCAACUGUCCCGCACCGGGCCUGGCCCCAGGAUACAGUGCUAUGAGGGCCAAGGUACUGGGCCCUGGCGGGGCAGGCCCCCCAGGUGGGAUGCCCAAGCCUCCAGGGCCACUCAGCCGCUGGGAGCGGGCUGCCAGCCAGACCUCUCUGGGCAGCCUCUCCGACCUCAUCUACAACGCGGCCAUUGUCGCCAACUUGGAUGACGCCUAACUGGGACGUGGGCACCUUUCCUCUUCUCUCUUCCUGGGAGGAACUCUUUUUCCCUCCACUCUGCGGGAGCCGUCCACAUCAGUAGCCAAUCCCUGCUCGACCCCCUGCCCUACAUGAGAGUUACUUGAGAGGGCAAAGUCUGACUUGGGUUUCUUUUCUCCUUUUCCCAUCCCUCCAAGAUCCAGUAGGGAGAGCUGGGCAAAGUAUAUAUGGGGAGGUCCGGGGAGUCCCCUGCCUGGAAGGGUAGAGCCGGGGCUAAUCCCUUAAGGGGGGAACAUCCUUGGGACACAGACCUGUGACACUGACCCUCCCGGUCACCCAGGCUCCUCAGCAGCUCUAGCCCAUCCAUGCACCAAAGGAGUCCCCAGCACCAAGCACGACAUGUAUCGAAUGCCUGUGGCUCCCUGCAGCGGGGCAACUGCUGGUGAGAGAUCCUUCUGGGAGGGAUCGGGUGAGGAGGGGGUCCUUUGGGAUGACAAUUCCAUGCCCAGGCCAGGCUAACCCCCCUCCCCACCCCCAUCUAGCUACAUUUGCUCUCUCUGAAGGCAGAUGUCCACUUCCCUCUCACCCCCACCCCGACAUUACUUAAUUAAAAUCCAAAUGUAAGCAGAGAGAGCUGGGCAAUUAGAAUGCUCUCCCCAUCUCUCCGCUUCCCAGCUGCUGCUGACAGCAGCUGGUCCAUGGAUGCUAUGGUCCAGUUCACAGAGGGUUAACCUCCCCUUCCUACUCCCUCUCCUGACCCCCCACUCCCCCUGGACAAAUUAAUCUAGACCAUGGCACUUCUGGGGCCAGAGGGAGAAAAUAUCAUUUUUCCCCGCAGAGGGAAUAUUAUUAAAGUAAUAAAGAGAAAUCCAGGGCUGAGCUUAUCAGGAUUUGAAUUACAAGUGCUCUGAGCCGUGCUCCAAGGCCCACCUGACACCAGCUAGAGGAUCCUAUAUACCAGGGGGUAUGGGAAAGGGAGGGCGGUGUGCUUCAGCCCAUCCAUCAGCUGUAAUACCAACUAAUCUCCCAAAUAAAACCAAACUCCUCUACCUUAA